CCGGAGCUGGUGCGCUGUUUGACGCACAGCAGCCCGGAGGAGCAGAGAGGGAAGCAGAGGCCGUUCACUGGUGUUCUCUGAUCUCACACAGCAGGGUGAGGGGAUACAGGAGCAUGGAGCCGGCCACACAUAGAGAAAGAGUCGUUUUAUAAAGUUUGUUCUAGGACUCGACAGGAUUGGAGGAUUGGAAUAGUCUCCCUCUGACUUAAAAAAAAAAAACUUUGCAUCCAGCGCCGUUGAAAAUGGGCCGUGUGGGGAUUUGGAUUAACGCAAUUUGGAUUUUACUUUUUGCCAUUUUUCAUGGUUCUCUUUCGAACUAUUCCGAGGACCAAUGCAGCUGGAGAGGAAGUGGUUUGUCCCAGCAGCAGGGCAGCGUGGAGCAGAUCUCCCUCCACUGCUCCGAGGGCACCCUGGACUGGCUGUAUCCCAAAGGUGCCCUGCGCCUCAGCCUCUCGCCCCGCCUGCCCUCCGUGGCGGUGGGGCCCGGCGGCAGCAGCUCGGGCCUCAUCACAGCCUGCGUCAAGCCCUCGGAGCAGUUCCACGGGGCCCAGCUCUACCUGGAGAGGGAUGGAGUGCUGGAGCUGCUGGUGGGGGACCGCCUGGAGUCCUCACCCCCGCCCAGGGUGAGGUGCUUCAGCCGGUUGCCCGGGGAGAGGGUGGCCCUCUACCUGCAGGCAACGCCCCACCAGGACAUCAGCCGGAGGACCGCCUCGUUCCGCUACGAGCUGAGGGGGGACUGGACCGCUCGGCUGUCGCUGGACACCAACAUCAUCAGCAGUGAAGAAGCCUGCAGACCCUGCAACAACACGGAGAUUCUGAUGGCUGUUUGCACCAGUGACUUUGUGGUGCGUGGUAACAUCUGGUCAGUGAUGGAAGACGACAACUUGCGGGCGGCGGUGAUCAAGGUCAGCGCCACUCGCGUGUUCCGCCAGAAGUACGCCCUGUUCACCGGCAACAGCCGCCUGACCAGCAAGGGCGAGAUCAGGACUCUGAUGCAGUGUGGCGUCAAACCGGGACGCGGCAGCUUCCUCUUCACCGGUCGCGUCCACUUCGGCGAGGCCUGGCUGGGCUGCGCUCCCCGCUACAAGGACUUCCAGCGGGCGUACACCAUAGCCAAAGCAGCCCAGCAAAUACCCUGUGAACUGGCUGUAGACUGACUGCAGCCUAGUGUGGUAGCUUGUCUAUGACACAGAACCAUGCUGGACUCGAAGCCAGGCCAAAGUCAGCCCUGUUCCACGUUUCGGGAAGAAGCCACGGCGCGCGACCGUUUGCCGACGUUGCCCCGGAGCCACCGACGGGUAAUCCCAAAGGGCUGAGGAGCGAAAUGGACUUUUCAAACACCAUUUCAGUGCAAUACACAGUCACCAGGUCCAGAAGACCCAGUGGUGCUGUGACAUGGGGGGAAAUGGAGAUUAUAAGCAUUUGGCAUUGGAAAGUUGUAUGAACAGUGAUGCCGCUUCAGAGAAAGUCUUAAAUUACGUUAAGCCAUUAAUUCAGGCCCUCGUCAGACUCAUUGCUCAGGAACUCAGGAACAUUUGUGAGAACUUUGACAGAAAGUGUCCUGCCUUGUAGUUGAGAUCCUGGUGAGGAUGCACCGCAGGCUGCGGUCUACAGUUUCAAAAUGGCUGCCUUUUUACCGCAGUUCAGAAAACAUCAAAUCACAGGACAGUGAUGUGGGUUUUUUAUUACUCCACCUCCAAUGGGGUCAUUCUCUAGUUACUAUUAUUAAAGAGAUUAUAAUAAAAAAAAGUUAAUGUUAAGAGAAUAUUUGCACUGAUUAAAGAAAGGGAAUGAUCUGGAAAGUGUGAUGCUGCAAGCACUGAAAACCAAAUAAGAGAAGCAACUAUAUGUAGCAUAGCGGAGCGAUUGAGAAUUUAAUAUAUGUACAGAUGAUGUGAGCACGUAGACGAGUGACACGCGGCUGAGGCGACCUGAGCAGGUUCCACAGCUCCAUGUGCACUUUUCAUUUGUUCUGGCCAACUCAGAGAUUUUGUUUCUGAAGGGAGGAUGCGGUCUUCGCUGCUCUCUCCUGUUUGAAAACGAUCCAACAACUGCCUUUUAGAAGACAAAUCUGAUGUCACGUGCAAGAAAGACUCAAAUAAUCUCAGUGGAAAGACUUAUUUCUACCCAAGGCUCACUUUGCAUUUAUAUAACUUCUUUUAAACGAUUUCAUAUCUGAUGUGCACUAUGUCAACACGAGGAAGGGGUUCAUACCAAAUGACCAUGAUGAGCUGAAGCGCUAUGUCUUAAGAGCGUACACUGCCAUUUUACUGUCUGUCAUUUUUUGUCAUGUGAAUUUAUGUGAAUAUAAAUGUGAAUGUAAAUAUGUUUAUAAGAAAUUCUAGAAACAACGGCACGAAUAAUGCCUUUGGAAAAAAAACUUUGUUCCCGAAUUGUGGAUUAUUUUUAUGUUUGUCUGUGUUAUUAAAAAUAUUACGUGAGAAAACACA
Pleuronectes platessa (European plaice) is the source of this 2450-nucleotide messenger RNA. It is a transcript of the gene metrn, whose product is annotated as meteorin, glial cell differentiation regulator. NCBI's taxonomy places the organism in Eukaryota, Metazoa, Chordata, Actinopteri, Pleuronectiformes, Pleuronectidae. Gene Ontology annotation, molecular function: hormone activity. Bases 243 to 1157 code for a protein of 304 amino acids. The record is from RefSeq and is a predicted model, not a curated record. The transcript has 4 exons. Gene Ontology annotation, biological process: positive regulation of axonogenesis; glial cell differentiation.